AUGGAGCAUCUGUCAUGGGUCGGACCAGUAGUUCGUCCGUCCUCGGAUCGUGUUUCCAGGAGCAGCUGCGUAGGAAGCAGGAUGGGGUUGCUCGGGAGCAAAAAUCAGCUGACAUCCAAUGAGAAGCACACUUCUGGAAGCAACCCAAAACACAAGAGCAAACCUCCUCCUGCUCCACCCAAGGGCAGACAAUUUAUCAGCCUCCCUCAUCUAAACCAAGCCUCUGUACAAGACAACUUGGUUGUGGUUGCACUGUACGAUUUUCCUGCCUCAAGUGACCGUGACCUGCAGUUGGUCAAGGGGGAGAAACUCCAAGUCCUCUCCAAUGAGGGGGACUGGUGGCUUGCAAAAUCCCUGAGCAGUGGAAGGAAAGGCUACAUUCCCAGUAACUUUGUUGCACAGGUGGACAGUUUGGAAGAGGAAAAGUGGUAUUUUAAAACUCUGAGCAGAAAAGAUGCUGAACGGCUGCUGUUGUCUUCUGGUAACAAGGUUGGCUCUUUCCUUGUCAGAGAGAGUGAAACCAGCAAAGGUGCCUAUUCCUUGUCUGUGAGAGACAGUGACUCUGCUCAUGGAGACAUCAUCAAACACUACAGGAUCCGCUCCUUAGAUGGUGGGGGCUAUUACAUCUCCCCCAGGAUGACUUUCUCCAGCCUGCCAGAGCUAAUCCAUCAUUACAGCCAGAAAGGAGAUGGCUUGUGCCAGCGGCUCACAGCCCCCUGCAUAUCCAUGGUUCCCCAGAGACCCUGGGCACAGGACGAAUGGGAGAUCCCACGGGAAUCUUUGAAGCUUGUGAAGAAACUUGGCAGUGGGCAAUUUGGGGAAGUGUGGAUGGGCUACUACAAGAACAACAUCAAAGUGGCUGUGAAGACCAUGAAAGAGGGCAGCAUGGAUCCUGAUGCCUUCUUGGCAGAGGCAAACUUGAUGAAGAGGCUCCAGCAUAACAAACUGGUCCGACUAUAUGCAGUAGUAACAAAGCAGCCUAUCUACAUUGUGACAGAGUAUAUGGCCAAUGGGUGUUUGCUGGAUUACUUGAAGACAGAAGAAGGAAGCCAACUGAACCUUCCCAAACUCAUUGACAUGUCUGCUCAGGUGGCAGAGGGAAUGGCAUACAUCGAGCGCAUGAACUCCAUCCACCGGGACCUGAGAGCCGCCAACAUCCUUGUCUCAGAGACGCUCUGCUGCAAAAUUGCUGAUUUUGGCCUGGCCAGGAUCAUUGAGAAUGAAUAUCUGGCACAAGAAGGUGCCAAAUUCCCAAUCAAAUGGACGGCACCAGAGGCCAUUAACUUUGGAGUUUUCACCAUCAAAUCUGAUGUGUGGUCUUUUGGGAUCCUCCUGACAGAAAUCAUCACCUAUGGCAGGAUUCCUUACCCAGGGAUGACCAACCCCGAAGUAAUUCGCAACCUGGAACGGGGCUACCGCAUGCCCUGCCCUGACCUGUGCCCUGGUGAGCUCUACAACAUCAUCCUGAAAUGCUGGCGAAACAAGCCUGAGGAGCGUCCAACCUUUGAGUACCUGCAGUCAGUCCUUGAGGACUUUUACACUGCCACGGAGAAGCAGUACGAGCCAGAGCCUCACCAGUGAGCUACCAUCCCAACAGCACCUGGGAACAGAUCUGGAGGAAAGCCACCAUCUGGCAAUGGCUCGUUCCAGGCCUUUCCCUUUCUCUUGUGUGCUACCACUAUGCAUUUGCAGAUGGGGAACAAGGAGAGACAUUAGAGAGACGGAUAUUGACAGCUCUGUGAUUAUCACGGAGACUAAAGAGGUGGCUGAGAGGUGGCACAGUCCCUUCCUUGUCUGCAUCGGAGGCCUGUACCCACUUUGCAGACAUCAUCUCCAUCAUGAAGGACUCCUUUGUGACCCAUUUAGACAUUGAAAAGCCCCUCAGUCCUGCAGCCCUAGGAAGAGUGGGCCAUGACCAAGGAGGUGGUAGAGAAGAUGCACAAUCUCUUUUCCGCUUCUGAUGCCACUGCCGGCAAUACUACAUUUCCCUUUGU
This is a messenger RNA of Colius striatus (speckled mousebird), 1994 nucleotides long. It is a transcript of the gene BLK, whose product is annotated as BLK proto-oncogene, Src family tyrosine kinase. Bases 1 to 1581 code for a protein of 526 amino acids. The record is from RefSeq and is a predicted model, not a curated record. Gene Ontology annotation, biological process: protein phosphorylation; innate immune response; cell surface receptor protein tyrosine kinase signaling pathway. Lineage: Eukaryota; Metazoa; Chordata; Aves; Coliiformes; Coliidae. Gene Ontology annotation, molecular function: ATP binding; non-membrane spanning protein tyrosine kinase activity; signaling receptor binding. Gene Ontology annotation, cellular component: extrinsic component of cytoplasmic side of plasma membrane. The transcript has 13 exons.